GUCUGCAGUCGCGCACGCAUCCAAACUCCCGAGUCCUCUUGUGUGUCGCGACCUCCACUUCAGCUCCACACACCCCGCCCGCGAGGCUGCGAGCUAACACAAACCCCACACGGCCACACCUGAACCAUGGACUUCAGCGGUGAAAUCGACGACUUCUCCCUGCAGCUCAUCCGCGAGCAGCUUCUCGGCGGCGAGGCUAGCCUCCCCAUCGUUACUAACGCCGCGGCGUACUCUGCUUCGGUCGUUCACCAUCCCACGCAGGCGGAGUUCCACCAGCCCGCGGCGUUCUUGCCGCAGCCGUCGCAUGUUGCGUACGUGGACUUGACGAACGAGUACGCCGCGGACGCCACUGUCGCCUCGGCCGGCGGCGAGGCGGCCUUCCGGGCGGAGCCGGUGAUGAUCCGGUUCGGGGGUGAGCCUUCGCCGGUGUCCGACCCCAGCCGGAGGCCGCUGCUCACGAUCUCUCUGCCUCCGGCCUCGCACGCUUGGGGCCCGGCGGCCGUGCCGCUGGAGGCACCUGGCGCGGCGGCCCUGGACGCGAACGACUUCCGCAAGUACCGCGGCGUGCGGCAGCGGCCGUGGGGCAAGUUCGCGGCGGAGAUCCGCGACCCCAAGAAGCGGGGCUCCCGCGUGUGGCUCGGCACCUACGACACCGCCAUCGAGGCCGCGCGCGCCUACGACCGCGCCGCGUUCCGCAUGCGCGGCGCCAAGGCCAUCCUCAACUUCCCUAACGAGGUAGGCACCCGCGGCGCGGACUUCCUCGCGCCGCCGCCGCCGCCGCCGCAAGCCGCGGCAACGUCCCAGAACAAACGGAAGCUGAUGCACGACGCCGAGGCCACGGCCACGGCCGGGGCCGGAGCCGGAGCCGAGCCAGCCAAGUCCGUCAAGGCCGAGGCGUCCGGGUCGCCGGCGUCGUCGCUGUCUCCCGCGACAACGACCACCCCGGCCUCGACGGUGACGACGUGCUCUCCUUCGUCGGACGCUGGAGCCGGCCACGAGAUGUUUCCCGUGACGCCGUCGAGCUGGACGUGGGAGCAGCUGGAGGGCGUGUUCGGGAUCCUGUCGCCGCUCUCGCCACACCCGCAGCUCGGCUUCCCGGAGGUCACCGUUAACUAAGGGGACAUCGGUCAGUAAGCAUCAAUAGGUGUAAAGACGUUAAUAAUUGUUAGCGGUUUCUAGUUAUGGACGGACGGACCUGGCUUUGAACUCGUCUAGAGGAUUUGACGUAGCUUUUGGAGCUGCAUGUGUGUGUACAGAACGAUAAGAAAAAGGAGGCGAUAGAAUAUUUAUU
This is a messenger RNA of Zea mays, 1291 nucleotides long. RefSeq lists its product as uncharacterized. Gene Ontology annotation, molecular function: DNA binding; DNA-binding transcription factor activity. The transcript has a single exon. Bases 127 to 1116 code for a protein of 329 amino acids. The record is from RefSeq and is marked provisional. Gene Ontology annotation, biological process: ethylene-activated signaling pathway; regulation of DNA-templated transcription. Lineage: Eukaryota; Viridiplantae; Streptophyta; Magnoliopsida; Poales; Poaceae.